Molecule: messenger RNA, 3358 nt
Organism: Amaranthus tricolor (Joseph's coat)
Lineage: Eukaryota; Viridiplantae; Streptophyta; Magnoliopsida; Caryophyllales; Amaranthaceae
Product: beta-arabinofuranosyltransferase RAY1
Exons: 6
Coding region: 423-2510 (695 amino acids)
Molecular function (GO): glycosyltransferase activity
Source: RefSeq, a predicted model, not a curated record
AUAUAAAUCAUUUAAGCAAUACUCCUCGGUUCUGAGCAAGUAUUACAAUUUAUUUUGAGCAAUUUCGUAGAUCCAUUAAUUUUAAAUUUCCAAAUAAAAUUGUAAUUUUUAUUUUUCUUUUAAGGAAACGGCCAAUUCUGGGGUCAACUUCUUCAUUUGCAAGUUCCCUAAAAAAUUAAGUCUGCAAGGGGUGAGAUUGAGAAGCACACCAUUUGAUCUCACAAGUCACAAGGAAGGUACACUUACACUACUUUCCCAACUUCCGAUGGAUCCGUUAAUGGUGGUGGGUAGUUCCCCACACCCAUUAACCAUUAACGUGUUUGGUACUUUUCCACUUCCCUCCUUUUCCCUUAUAUUAUACAAAUUGUACUGUUUUCAUCCCUUUUGUUUCACUUUCAAUACGAUUCUCUCACAAUUUCACCAUGUCAUCCAUCUCCAUUGUUACUUUGAACUUCAGCAAGGGGCUGAAAUUGGGGUUAUGUUCAAUUUGGUUAUCGGGGUUCCUUUUAAUUUACUUCUCAUUUUGUGCUACUCAGUUCUUGCCUUCUGUUAAAGUUGAAAUUACAAAACCAAGAAUUUUUUACCCAACAAGUUUAGUAAAUUACAAGGGUACUCCCAAUAUAACCAUUUUUAGUGCUCCUAGUCCUUUUAAUGGUUCUGUUGGAAGAAGACAGGAUCUUGCUGUUCGAUCAUGGCUUGGAUUAUCUCCUAACAUCAAUGUUGUGCUUUUUGGGAAUCACCCAUCUCUUCAUUCAUUUGCUUCUUCCUUUGGCUCUCGAGUUUAUGUUGAAUCUGACAUCGAUUCCUCAUUUCUAAAUGUUCCAUUCUUCCAUUCCAUGAUUGCUAGAGCAGAGUCAUCCUCAUCCGAUAUUUCUGUUCUUAUCCAUCCUGAAACCGCGCUCCUUCCAGACUUUGUUUCCACUCUAACACAUGCGUAUGAACUCGAUCAUGAUUGGUUUCUCAUUGCUAAUUCAAAAAGAAUCCCUUUCUUCCCGUUCUCAUUGGAUGAAGUUGGGAGACAAUGGAUACGAGAGGAUGGUAAACCCAUUCCACUGCAGAAGUUGCAGGAGGUUCCUGCUCAGACCUGGCAUUGGGAUUACUGCGAAGAUAGGAUGCUCAUGGCAUGGAAAAACACGGGUAUUCCCUUACAUAUGGGUGUUCUCCCUCCCUUUUUAUACGGGAAAGGCCUACACAACCAUUGGUUCGUCAAUGAAGUAUAUCAUUCCAACUAUAGAUUUCUGUUUGAUGCAAGUUGGACUAUCUCAAAUAUUCAUUUACCUGAUUCAGAUUAUCACGAACCUACUCAAUCUGCUAGUGUGUGCGCCAAUCGGUCAGAUACAAAGGACUGGGAGUACCAUGGUAAUCUUCAACUUGCGGAAUUAUAUGGCUUGUUUUCUUCUCAACAAGUUGAUUUUUCUGAUUUCAUAAAGCUUGUGAAGUGCGGUAGGCAAUUUAUGUUUGCCGACAAAGACCAGAAUAUCGUUUAUUCACCUGAACAUCAUAGCUCAAGUAGGUUGUUGAAGGGCCGUUUUAUACUAUCUGGAAGGACAAAGAAAUUAAUCAAUUGUCUUGCUGAUUUUGGAACAUCGGCUUGGACUAUUAAUAGCUCUCAUAAAAGCAAGAUGAAUGCUUCGAUGCUGCUGCAUCUUCCAUAUGACUUGGAAAUGCUCUUGUCUCUUCGAGCUGACGAGAACAAGACUGUUGUACUUGCUGUUGCUGGAUACAGCUACAAAGACAUGUUAAUGAAUUGGGUUUGCAGAUUGCGGCACCUAAUGAUUAAUAACUUUCUUGUUUGUGCCCUUGAUGAUGAAAUAUAUGAGUUCUCUAUCCAACAGGGCAUCCCAGUUUUCAGGGACUCAUUAGCUCCAAGAAAUAUCAGUUUUGAUGAUUGCCACUUUGGGACUAAGUGCUUUCAAAAGGUCACCAAGACAAAGUCCAGAUUGGUUUUGCGGAUUUUGAAGCUGGGGUACAAUGUACUUCUAAGUGAUGUUGAUGUAUACUGGUUCAAAAAUCCAAUACCAUUGCUUCAGACUUUUGGUCCUGCGGUUCUUGCUGCACAAUCUGAUGAAUACAAUCUAACAGUGCCAAUCAAUUUACCGAGGCGCUUGAACUCUGGUUUCUAUUUUGCUCGAUCGGAUGAUUCAACAAUUACUGCCCUAGAAAAAGUGGUCAAGCAUGCCAUGACUUCAGACCUAUCAGAACAGCCAAGUUUUUACGACACUCUGUGUGGUCUUAAUGGCACAAAUCGCGUUGGAGACAACAAAUGCUGGGAACCCAGAACAAAUCUUACUGUCCAGUUUCUAGAUAGAAACUACUUUCCUAAUGGAGCCUACCAAAGCUUGUGGGCUGAAAGAAAUGUUCGAGAAACUUGUGCAAAAAGGGGAUGUUAUGUUCUUCAUAAUAAUUGGAUUAGUGGUAGAUUAAAGAAGCUAGAACGUCAGAUACAUUCAGGUCUAUGGGAUUAUGACAUUAGCUCAAGGAUGUGCUUGCAGAGCUGGCACAGAAUGUAGGUAAUUAAUUUCACCUGAAGUGCAAAACAAGAUCUUAGUGCUGCGUUAUUCGGUGCAUACUUUUGUAGGGAAAAAGAAGAGAUGUAUAUGAGAAACAAGAGGUGUAAGGUGCUUGAUUGCGAAUAGUAAUGAUGCUUACAAAAAGGAAUGAUGCUCGUUGAGAUAUGCUAAAAGAGCUGUUUGAACGGUGCUAAAGGAAAUAUGUUAAACUAGGGAUAGCCGGAUAGGUCAUGAAUUUUUCAUGAUGCUUUUUCAUGGAGGAGUUUCUGAAGCAUGUCUGAUUGUUGCAUAGAUUGUAUAAUAUUAAAUGUGUACAUGAUCUGGAAUCAAUCAAGAAUCAUUUCGGUGAACUUGACGGUUUCUGGUGGAGAAUCUUGCUUCAAAUGAAAGUUCUGGUCUGUUUGGCAUUUAAUGAAAGGAUGUGAUACAAAUUUCUUGUCCGAGUAGAAGCUGCUAAAAGUGAAACACUGUCCGACUUGAGCGAGUUCAGUGGAUCAUCCAAUAUGUUAUGGUAUGCCAAUUUUCAUCUUUCCAUUACAUUUGAAAUCAAUUUUUGUCUACGACUCUACGACUACAACGCUUAUGCAUAUGCCAUGUAUAGUCAAUGCAUGUUAAUCAAAUUAUGUAUAUGCUCAUUUGCUUCUAGUUGGCACGGUUUUUAUGUGUAUCUGAUAUCUGAUGUUGAUUAAGAUGUUGGCAUGAUAUCAAUUUCACUAUUUGGAGGAAACUGGCUUUUAUUGAGUUUUUGCACGUCUCUACACUGUACAUUAUAUCAAGCUUUCUGAAUCGUGUGCUGAAAGACUGAACUUUCGGAAGAUGUUAUAUGAAGUCCGUUCAAGUUUGCUAUA